Ctenopharyngodon idella (grass carp) is the source of this 8276-nucleotide messenger RNA. It is a transcript of the gene snx33, whose product is annotated as sorting nexin 33. The transcript is spliced from 4 exons. Lineage: Eukaryota; Metazoa; Chordata; Actinopteri; Cypriniformes; Xenocyprididae. The record is from RefSeq and is a predicted model, not a curated record. Gene Ontology annotation, biological process: cleavage furrow formation; plasma membrane tubulation; intracellular protein transport. The coding region runs from base 3459 to 5120 and encodes 553 amino acids. Gene Ontology annotation, cellular component: cytoplasmic vesicle; plasma membrane. Gene Ontology annotation, molecular function: protein binding; phosphatidylinositol binding.
AAAAAGUGAGCUAGUGAGACUAUAAUUGUCUAUAAUUGGUCUAAAUAAUAUUUAUUUAUUUUAACUUGUCACCGUAAACUUUGUGCCCACGAAAAAGGGCACUGAAGUCCUGUUAGGAAGAUGAGAAAUUAUAUCAUUUAUCAAAUUAAAUAUUCAAAAUAAAGUAGCAGGAAAAAAGCGACAUAUAAUACAGGACGAUUUUACCACAAAAUAAACAUCAAUCAUGAAGACAUGUAAUUUAGGAAGAGAAAGAGGUGGUUUUAACAAGAUUUCGGGACUAAAUGCAUCACUAUAAUAACAUAUUCCAGGUAAAUGUGUUUUUUUGUUUUGUUUUUUUUUUCUUCCGCAAAAUGACUGUUUCGAAGCGCGCGAAACGCCACACGCUGGUGACGCCUGAUGGUCAAAACGGUGUAAAUGCAACGAAAACUCAGCCAAAAACAUCAGUAAUACACCUUUUAAAAACCAACUGCAAUUUUUUUAUUGAAGUGUCUGUAUAAUAUGUGCUAUUUUAUUAAAUAGUAGGGAUUGUUUAUUAGCUUAAUCGGACUAAUAACAAAAGUAUUAGCUAAAACUAUAUGCCACUAAUUUCUCUACAAAAGUAAAAAAAUAAAAAUAAUACAUGUAGACAUUAGUGGUUCAUGGGUACAGAGACCAUUGAAAUAAAGGUUUUGAAGCGCCAUUACUACAUCCAUGCACGUGAGGAAAGGAAACAAUAGGUGGCGCAAUGUGCCUAUGGUGUGGGAAACGCCAAAUACUCCAAAGAAGAAGAAGAUAGAGAAAGAUACAGCGGCAGAAUCCGUUGGUUGAACUAAAGGGAGCGAAAAUAUUCGCAGUAGAGCGAAAUUUUCUGGAUUAAUAAUGAAACGCAGCUACCCCGGCGAAGCUGAAAAAAGAAGAGACAAAAAAGAAUGUGGUCAAACACCCCAAAUUCUCCUCCUUCUCGUCACACAAACUCCACGGCUAUUGGUCAACACCGUCAGCGUUGCAGCAGCUCCAAUCCAAAGGACGAGUUUUACCUCUCUCCCGAGUCCGGCCCCGGAAAAUAACAAUGUGCCGAUACAUCGGACAAUACUGAGGCGAGGACAUGAUCCUCUUCUCUCCAUUGAGAAAUGCUCAAGCUGCUGCAACAUGUUCCACUGUGACUACUGUAAAAUGCUGCAUAAACAUUUACACGAGGCAAAAAAUCACGUUGCAAAUCAUCUUCGAAAUGCUGUUCAACAGGAAGGUUUUGUCAUCAUCAAGUGUGGUCUAGGCUGCAGACAAACGCCACAUUUUCACUGCUGCUACUGCAAGUCAACAUUAAUCAGAAAGGAUGCUCUGAUUAAACAUAUAACAACUUGUAAAAAUACAUCAGACAGACAGUCUCCACCCAUAGUGCCAGCAGCAGCACCACCGCCUCCAUCCACAUCAGAAGUACCUCCAUCCCGAGUAGAAGGACCUCCAUCCACAGCAGAAGUACCUCCACCAGAAGUACCUCCAUCCACAGCAGAAGUGCCUCCAUUCCCAGCAGCAGCAGCAUCAGCAGUAAGAUUACGUGUCCGGCAGCAAGUCAGGGUGGCUUGCCCACACUGCGACAUUCAAAUAAAUAAAAAGAACUUGCUGGUUCACAUAAACAGAAAACACAGUCACACCACUUUUCUGUGAAGAUUAGACUUCCAGUAAUACUGAGGAUGGAUGAUGUUUAUGUAAUUUUUUGUUGUUUUGUUUUGUAAAAUGUCUUGUUUUAACCUAUUAAAAUCUCAUGAAAAAUGUGUUCUUGAAAUAUACUAAAAUGAAAUUUAGUAUUUUAUUAAUAUCUUUCCGAGAUUAAAGAUUAUAUUAACUGCACAUUUUUCUGUUCGAGGUUAAUAUAAAUAAAUUCAGCAACAUUUAGUGUGGUGUAUUACAUUCAUUAAUCAGAUAUGAUUCGGAUAUAUUCAUAAAUAGCUUACAUAGCCUUAAAAAUAAAUUAAAUAGACUUAAAAACAAGACAGGGGCGCACAGAUUGCUGAAAAAUACUAGAGAAAGAUAAGGCAAUUUUAACUAUGCCAGCGUCUAAAAUUCCAUACAAGUUUCUCUUUUUUUGCUUCAAUAAACGUGUUUUUCAUUAGGUUGAAAUUCGCGCUGACGAAAGGCUUGUAAUAAUGUUAACAGCCAGUGAUGGCGCUUCACAAAGGUGGAGCUGGACGUCAAGCCCCGCCCAUUUGGCUCUGCGCCACUUGAAAAAAAAAGGUAUUGUCACGUGGUAGCCGUUAGUUUUCUCAGCGCUGUAUUAGGAUGAACCAAUCACAUCCUAUUGUGAUUAUUGGAUAAGAGGAAUAUUUAUAUUUUGAUAGAGUUCUGUGCGGAUUUCGAUGUAAUAAUCAUUUUAAAUUCUAUAUAUAAAACGAUUAUACUUUCUUGUGUCCAAACGUCUUCGAUAACCAUAGAAACGUCCUGUGAUUUGAAUGUGAGCCCUCAAAACGUUUUGCCUCGUAGUCACGGGUAAUUCCAGCAUUUGUACACCAUGUAGUUGAGUCACUGUAAUCAGUCGGAUGUGUUUUGAGUUGACUAGAAGCUGACAACACUGUUUAGAUGUUUCAGUUGUUUUCUUGACCGCCGCGCGGCGCCACAAACGCGAUUGUAAAGCUCACGCUAAACUGCGCUACUCUCAUUGUUCGAUCGUCACGUAAUGGAAAGAGUUACUGCGUUUUUGCUCAAAGUAAAGAAAUACUUUAUGAAAAACUCUUCACGGACCUGUUGAAUCAGCUCUCGAAGGAAAUACUAUGAAUACACAGCGAUUUGAACGGGAUCUGUGGAUUAUAAAGAUGCUUUAGAAGUACUUUUUGUUCUUUUGUUGGGGGAAUGCAAAGGAUGCGUUUAUUUCUCUAUCCGGGACGAAAUGCUGGUAUAAUGUUUUCAUCUGGAAUUUAGUUAAGCCGGAUUUGCAAAUCAACUGUUUGUUUGUUUUUUAAAAUAUUUUUACAGCAUGCAAGAUGGCUAAAACUUUAGUUAUUAUGAGGCACUGAACUGAAUGUGUUUGCCGGUGUCUCAGUUUAUGCUGGACGGGAUUUGUGGAUUUAUGGGUUUAUUUUUUUUGCGGCUGAAGAUUCUGGUUUUGUGGAAUAAUGAAACGACAUAAAUUAAGGGAAGUUGGAGAAUAACAACCGGACAGGGAGUUCCAACAUGUAACUCUUUAUCUACAAAUGUAGAAUAUCGGAUAUUAUUUCCGAGGAAAAUUAAGAUUCCUGUUGUCUUGUGGUCAGUAACUUUAAAAAGGCUUGAAGAUCUUUAUCUUGAAGAAUAUUAUUUACCAACAGCCUCAAAACUACUAGUUUUAUUAAAGUGCUAUGAAUAUGCUAAGAAAUACUGCUGUACUAUAUACUCAGUUAAGUUAUCGAAAAGCUUUUUGUUUAGAUUUCAUCUGUGCAGUCUGAUAUGAGGUAAGGGAACCAUUUUUUUUUUUUUUUUUUUGCAUCUGGCUUGCAAAAGUUACAAAAAUGUCCCUGAGAGCCAAAGCCCUCUACACUUUCCAAAGUGAGAACAAGGAGGAGAUAAGCAUCCAGGAGAAUGAAGAGCUGGUUAUUUUCGACGAGAACUCUGUGGACGGCUGGCUACAAGGUGAAAACAGCCGAGGACAGCGAGGUUUGUUUCCCGCCUCGUACGUCCAGAUCAUUCGGCUCCGAUCCGGGUCCAACCUGACGGAUCAAUCCCUCAGUUCACCUGGAAGCUCUCCUGGUAAGGAUUUGUCGUACAUCCACACACCUUCCACGACCUUGCCAAGUGACGACGAUGACGACUGGGACGACUGGGAUGAAACUUCAACGGUGGUUGAGGAUGAAGACCCUCGGAGAGGGGUGGGUGCCAAUGGGCAUUCCCAAAAUCCAUAUUCCAACCCCAAUGUCCACUACCGAGCCAAGCCGCACAUGGAGCGUCAGGACAGCAUGUCAAGCAACAGGAAGGGCAGCAUGGUGGGAAGAAACUUGAACCGAUUCUCCAGCUUCGUGCGCUCAGGUGUGGAGGCCUUCGUACUUGGUGACGUUCCCAUGAUGGCCAAGAUCGCCGAGUCGUACUCCAUCGAAAUGGGCCCCCGGGGGCCGCAGUGGAAGGAGAGCCCUCAACCCUUCUCCUGUUCCAUUGAAGACCCUACCAAACAGACGAAGUUCAAAGGCAUUAAGACGUAUAUCUCGUACCGCGUGACCCCCAGUCACACUGGCAGGCCAGUUUACCGCCGCUACAAGCACUUUGACUGGCUGUACAACAGACUACUGCACAAAUUCACGGUGAUUUCCGUGCCGCACCUCCCAGAGAAACAGGCCACGGGACGGUUCGAGGAAGACUUCAUCGAGAAGAGGAAGAGGAGGCUCAUUUUAUGGAUGGACCACAUGACCAGCCACCCUGUGCUGUCUCAGUACGAGGGUUUCGAACACUUCCUCAUGUGCGGAGAUGACAAACAGUGGAAACUCGGGAAGAGGCGGGCAGAGAAGGACGAGAUGGUCGGGGCUCAUUUCAUGCUCACCUUCCAGAUUCCCAGCGAGCACCAGGACCUUCAGGACGUGGAGGAGCGCAUUGACUCCUUCAAGGCGUUCGCCAAAAAGAUGGACGACAGCGUGAUGCAGUUGACGCACGUCGCAUCAGAACUAGUCCGCAAACACCUUGGAGGAUUCCGGAAGGAGUUCCAGAGGCUGGGGAAUGGAUUCCAGUCCAUCAGCCAGUCGUUCCUGCUGGACCCUCCUUACAGCUCGGACGCCCUGAGCAACGCCAUCUCGCACACAGGCCGCACCUACGAGAACAUCGGGGAGAUGUUCGCCGAGCAGCCCAAAUACGACCUGUUUCACAUGCUGGAUAAACUGUCGCUGUACCAGGGCCUGCUGUCCAACUUUCCAGACAUCAUCCACCUGCAGAAAGGUGCUUUUGCAAAGGUAAAGGAGUCUCAACGUAUGAGUGAUGAGGGAAAGAUGGACCAAGAAGAAGCAGACGGCAUUCGUAAACGCUGCAGGACUGUGGGAUUCGCCCUGCAGGCUGAGAUGAACCACUUCCACCAGCGCAGGGAGGUGGAUUUCAAAGAGAUGAUGCAGGCGUACCUUCGCCAACAGAUCGCCUUCUACCAGCGCGUAGGUCAGCAAUUAGAGAGAACCCUUCGCAUGUACGAGAGCCUCUAGAGCCUGACCUUUGGCCUCUGGACCGUAAUGGAGAUACAACUCUCCUGUGGACGGAUAUACGAACACUUUUUUUUACUCCCAGAGUUGGAAUUUUUGAAUUCCAGACAGGAUUAUUUGCAAGAGAAACAGGACAUUCUCGCUUCUGCACUUAAAAAUGUCACUUUGAACUCCAGAAACCAACAAUACAGUUGCCUUUGAUAAACCAUACAUGUAUAUUGUAUCUUCAUGUUUUGAAUUUUAUUUAAAUGCCUGUUAGAUCAGUUUUUUAGAUUGCCUGCUAGAUCAACUUUUUUCAUAUUUGUCAGUUGUGCGAAUGACGUUACCUGUGUGUUAGCAGGUGCAGACGCUAGUCAGACUCCAAAAAAAGUUGUUUACGCAUUAGCUUGCUAAAACACAACUAUCUCUUGAAACAUCAAAUUGUGACACCGUGUCUUAUCCAGGCGCAAUGCAAAAAAAAAAGUGUCAAAUGCUGAACGUUAAAUUUUCUGUUUAUGUGUUGUGCCGAGUUGCUCCGCCCACACUGAAAUCUCAUUGGUCCAAAAACCUGUUCCAGUUCACUGUAUAUAGAGUGCAACAAUCGGGUUUCAGAAGUAAAAACUUCAUUCAUUUUCUCCAUAGGGAAAUAACUUAUAAAUCUUUAAAGACAUACUGUGAGCUACGAGAUUGUUAAUAAAUGGUAUUUGCUUCUGUUGAAGCCGUCAGCCCGCAUUAUUUUAAAAUCGUGUUUAACAGCGGAAUUCGUGGUAAAAAACUACAUUACCCAUGAUGCUGUACAGAAAAUUCCACCAAUCAGAGUCUCUACAAGCAAAAUGUGCCAAAUUAGCUAUUUAGCUCCGCCCACUCCUGUGAAUAUAUAUACAUAUUAUAUAAUCAACAUAAUAUAUAUAUAAUCAACAUUUUAAAAAUGAGUGUUAGAAAUUGAUUAUGCUGUUCGCAAUGCUUCAUGGGAUUGUAGUUCUUUCCCUCACUAAAGCCAUUAUGUACUCAGUCCUGUACCUUUAUUGCUUCAAAUCAAAGUUUUAAUGUUGUGAUUCACCUAGUCAUGGCUUAUAAUGCUUAAACAAAGACUUUUUUAAAAUCCCUAUAGGAAAAAUGAAUGGGAAAAACACCAAAAGUGGGCGGGCACUGUUGCACUCUUAUUAAAGACAAAAUAUGUUCUGAUUAGCUGGGAUUUGUUGCAACAUUUCGCUUUUAGUGACGAUAGAAAAAUUACUUGACGCUUCAAACGUUCAACUGCUAAAUUAGUUUGGACUAGAUGAGCAAGAAUUAAACCCACAUAGCAGGUUCAUGUGGCUUCUGCUCACUUCCAGGAAGUUUAAUUAGAUAACACGUUAAUCCAGCUCCCCUUCAGGCAGAAGAUUCUUGAGUUUACGCGAAGGUAUGUUUUCUGAUCUGAUACAGCGAGAGUCAUAUGAUAUUCAUCAGCGAUUCAGAUGAAUCACAGCAGGCUUGACCGCUGUACGGUCCUAAUUUCUUCUGGUGUUAUUAAGACAAAACAUGUUUUUGUGAAUUCCUGGGCAAGAAUCCCCACCCAGAGAUUCUGUGUAUCAGAUGGAAACACUUCAGUAUUAGCAUUAGCAUUUAGCCUAAAUGUUUGUUCAGGGUGUUUCAAAGGCAAAAUGGAGCUCAUAUCCUCCUCUUCUCCUUUUUGUGUGCCCUCAGGAAAAAACUUGAGAGGACUUUGAGCUUAUGUUAAUGGGUUUUGUUUUAAUUUCCUCAAAAGUAGGCUAAUCUUUAUUUUUAGUUGCUAGUUUUAAGGGGUACAGUGGUUUAUGUAAGUCUCAAGGCUGCAAUCUGUGGUUAAGAGUUGUGAUUUUUUACAAUGCUUUUGGUUUAACUGUAAAACUUGUCUCAAGUUUCAGCUUGUAAACUUGGAUGUUUACUGUUUGCACACUUAGUAACUGAGGACCAAAAUGUAAACCUUUGGUUUUACCAAUGUUUUACUAUAAACAUACUAAAAUCGGAGCAGGUUUGGGCACAAGCAAUGUAGUAAUAAAUAAUAGCCAACAUGAAAUCAAAAUUGACCGUUUACUUUCUUAAUACACAUGAAUGCUGUUUUUUCAAUGGAUGAAAUCAAAUUUAACAUUUAAGUUUUGGCGCUCUAGCGGUUAAUAAACAGAACUAAAAGCGUCUUGCGGAAGAACAUUGUAGCCGGAGCUACUUCUCUAUUUAUGUCUAUGACGAGUCACGCAGACACUGUGCUACUCCGCAGUGGUACGACCCGAAUCAGUCUAAAAUAGUCCGAAUAUAAACACUUAUUAUAGGUGUACCGUAGCGAUUCAGGAUAAGACAAAAACACGGUUUGGAAUAUUGAUUCAUGGUGUACUCGCUCAUAUAUUUUUUUGUAAAUUUUGAACACAAAAAAGUUAUGGACAGCAGCUUUAAUAUCAAAAUAUGUUGUAUUAUUAAAGUAAAAUGGGCUGCGAGCAGCAUUUUAUGUUGACUUUAAUGUGAUCCCCGUGAAGAAUAUUUUUAAGAACUGACCGCUCCUGUGGUUUGCAGAAGUUGUUUUGGUGUCCAGAUGUUUAUGUGCCCACAGAAGGAUCUGGUCAUCGCUUUCGAAUCAGUUAAAGCAACACUGAAACAUCCCGUAGGGGAUUUCUUUUCUGGUAAAGCAGGGGGAAAAUGCACAUAAACAAAAUCCUCUGCUCUUAAUUAUCUGGAAAACGUUGGAACGCAAACAGACGUGUGUCAGGGUUGCGUGUGUCCGCUUGGCGACUUCACACAAAUUCCGGGGUACAGCUGAGCUCAAACGCACAGCAGAGUUCCUCACGCGUUAGUCAUACCAAAGCAAAGACGGUUUUCCAUGACUGGGCUAAUCCAAAUAUUCCCUUUUCUUAAUGGUUUUCUUGCGUUUCGUACUACAGUCAACAGCAAUGUCACAUCAGAAGAUGGAUUACACACAUUCAUAGAGACAAAUCAAGCAAAUAAGAACAACAACUGCAGAAAUGGACACCAUACGUUUCUUGAGGUAACAGUAGACCUCACACAGAUGAUUUUGGACUCUGUUAGGACGUGUGAAGCCGCGUCCAGCACAUUGCUCUGUGUUUACUCACUGUAAGGAGGACAGUAGAAUUUAUAUAAUGUGUAGAUUUUACACUUUUACACAAUUCUGGUGUUCAACAGGGGAUCUGAAUAAAGAGAUCUCAAAAUGGA